This is a messenger RNA of Cajanus cajan (pigeon pea), 755 nucleotides long. Its product is annotated as 2Fe-2S ferredoxin-like superfamily protein. Gene Ontology annotation, cellular component: mitochondrion. Gene Ontology annotation, molecular function: electron transfer activity; 2 iron, 2 sulfur cluster binding. Gene Ontology annotation, biological process: P450-containing electron transport chain. The record is from RefSeq and is a predicted model, not a curated record. NCBI's taxonomy places the organism in Eukaryota, Viridiplantae, Streptophyta, Magnoliopsida, Fabales, Fabaceae.
CGUUCCUCCGUUCCCAACCAAAAGGAGAAGAAGAAGAAGAAAAAAAAAAACCACUCUCGAAAUCCUCCACUGAUCAAACCACAAUGGCAUUGGCGAAUCUGCAGAGGGUGUCCUCGCACGCGCAGCGCCUCCCCUCUCUUUCCUUCUUCUCGAAAUCCCUAAUCUCGCGCUCCACCUCCACGAAGAAGGUCUCGGACCGCAUCGUGCGCCUCUCCGCGAUCGACUUCGAGGGGAAGAAGCACGAGGUGGUGGGCCUGACGGGCCAGACCCUGCUGAAGGCCCUCGUCAACACGGGCCUCGUCGACCCAGACUCCCACCGCCUCGAGGAGAUCGACGCCUGCUCGGCCCACUGCGAGGUCAACAUCGCCCAAGAGUGGCUCGACAAGCUCCCUCCCCGCUCCUACGACGAAGAGUAUGUCCUCAAGCGCAAUUCCCGAGCCAGAGUCCUCAACAAACACUCCAGGCUCGGAUGCCAGGUUCUCCUCGACCACGCUCUUCAAGGUAUGGUCGUCGCGCUUCCCGAACCUAAGCCCUGGGACACUUCCUAGUUCCCUCCCAUUCCCGAACCUCAUCUCUUUUUUCGCUCAAUAAUGUAAUCCUUUUCAGAAACCCUAAACAGAACAGAACUCGUUGAACCUUGCAAUUGCAUUGCUUUAUUAUUAUAUUUUCGCUGUUUUGGAUCCGUGCCGAUGAUUGGCUCGCUAUUAAUAACUAUUUGGAGCCGUGUGUUUUAUUUCAUCAUGAUGAGUUGCAUU